AUGGUAUCUGUUUGCGCGACAUGUAAAGGUCUCCAGAAGCACCUCCAUGGAUCGGACAGCGUGCAAGAGAAUGGGUCAGAUUCGUUCGUUUGGGUAGACACGACGCUGCCAAAUCUGAGGUCUAGGUCAAGUUCCUGCCGCGCGUGCGCGCUCCUCCUCAAUGGCAUCCUCCUACACCACGACCGGUUCCCAAACAUCAACGAAGAUAAUGUUAGAGUGAAGGCAGAAACAUUCAGGCCAAAAAAUGGAAAAGUUCCCCAAGAACAUCUUUCAGUUGAGCUCCGAUGGAAAGACAACGACGACCAUGACGAUUGCCACGAGGACGAACAUGAACAUGCGGCAGGCCAUGCAGAUCUGAAACUCGAGUUCUUCACCGAUGGAGACGGCCAGUCUCCUUUCUCCGCCAUUGGGCGAGGAAGACAUGUGACAGAUAACCCACUACAGGGUACUGGUCUAGCAACAGCUCGAGACUUGAUAAAGACCUGCCUAGAGACCCAUGUUACAUGCAGUCGCCGAGGUAAACCGACCACACUGCCGAAGCGCGUACUAGACUUGUUGUCGCGCGACGACUCCAAGAGCAUGCGCUUGCACGAAAGUGAAUACGUCCAAGACGAGAGGAGAUAUGAACACGGCGAGUAUAUCGCCUUGAGUCAUGUUUGGGGGCUGGCCAAAGGGAUCCCGAAAACUACGUUAGCAAACCUGCAAUCGCACAAGAAGAGCAUUCCAUGGUCAACAUUGCCAAGAGCAUACCAAGAGGCCGUCUUCCUCACCCGAGCGCUUGGUUUCCGCUGGCUGUUCAUCGAUAGUCUGUGCCUCAUACAAGAUGACGUCCAAGAGAAGCUUGAAGACUCGCUCCAGAUGGAUGAGAUCUUCGGCAACGCCUUCCUGACGAUUGCGGCGACCUCCGCAUCCGACAGCAGCACUCAACCCCUCUUCCCUCCCAAAACACAGCCAUUCAAGAUCCAAGCAACGGACAACAAAGGCUCGCUACAUAAGAUCAAUGUGCGGGAGCAGCCGAGUCAUUAUAGUUUCAAGGCGCCUUUUGACGGAAAUGCUCACAUGAACGAGUGGGAGCUACCCUUCAACAUGUCCGAAGAAGCAAAUCUACACACGCCCCUCUUGAUUCGCGCAUGGCCAUACGCCGAACGCCUACUUUCGCCGAGAGUGCUACAUUUCACCAAGAGCGAGAUGAUAUUGGAAUGCCGAAAAGGUUACCAAUGCGAAUGCGGGCGUAUUGACGACGGUAUAUAUGAUACGCGGCCAUGCGACCAGGUCAAGCAGGAGUUUGGCAGAGUCCUACACGAAACAGCCAACAGGCCACAGCAAACUAGCAGCAACGGAAACAUGGGACACACCCGGAUGGACAGCAUGACAAACCAACUGGCCUCCACAAACCUCACCAACGGCGCUCAGCAAGAGCUGUUACGCAGACGCGAAGAAACACUUCAACUAUGGUCCUACAUCAUAACCGAAUACACAGCACGCCAUCUCACCUACGACAGCGACCGCCUGAUAGCAAUAGCCAGCAUCGCAAAAGCCCUCUCUCUGACCCUCCACUCAGGUUAUAUAGCUGGCCAAUGGACCUUCAGCACCCUCGGCCUCCUCUGGUAUCCCAACGACAGUUCACGUUGCCGGCGCCCGAAACUAGCCCAAGGACAAAACGUGCCAAGUUGGUCGUGGGCCUCAGUCGAAGGCUCACCUAUCUUCUUCGACAACACAAGUGCCAUGGAUCUUGCGUGCAGAGCUUCUUUUGGUCCAAAAGGCAAGCGUGCGAGUGCUUGGUCACCUAUCAUGGGCGAACCCCUCGAACUUUCAGGUGCGAUGACCGCAGAAGUCGUUUUUCACACUUGUCCAUCUCCCUCUACAUCGUCAGACGCCCCACCCUCAUACAUGCUAGCCAAAAACGGCAUGACCGUCGAUUUUACCCCCGACGUCGUCCCUCCCCGCGGCGAAGACGCGCUGCAAGAUGGCGAAACCCUCGUUUGCGUCCUCGUUAGCAUGACAUUCCGUUCUUCUAUCGUCGGUAUCGUCCUCAAGUCUUCGUCUUCAUCGGGGAACAACACGUUUCGUCGCGUGGGUAGACUGGAGUGUUAUGAGUGUACGCCUGAAGGGACGGAGCAGGAGAUGAGUGAGGAUGCUGAGGCGCUGUUUGAACAUUGGUUUCCCGAGAUUCAGGAUAUGACGCAGUUGGAUAAUUAUCCGCAGAGGACUUUCACCGUUGUCUAAGGGCAUGGUUGGAGGGCAGGGUAGUGUAACCUGAGUUAUUGUUUGAGGGAGAUUGGGAUGGAAACAGCCAUGUUGGACUUGUGGGGUUGGCUGGGCUUUCGUUCGUGCUUUGUGUAUUCGAUACCCCCUUUGCUACUGGCACAUCACGGUAGCACUUUCAUUGUUCGUGUUUGGAUGUGGGUAGAAGAGGCUGGGAGCUGGUAUUUCCACAGGCAUAUAUACUAGGUAUCAUACACAGAUUUGAUUUC
Messenger RNA from Alternaria rosae, 2474 nucleotides. Its product is annotated as heterokaryon incompatibility protein-domain-containing protein. Bases 1 to 2226 code for a protein of 741 amino acids. Lineage: Eukaryota; Fungi; Ascomycota; Dothideomycetes; Pleosporales; Pleosporaceae. The record is from RefSeq and is a predicted model, not a curated record. The transcript has 2 exons.